AUGGGUACGGGUUCUGCAGAUGCACCGAAAAUGUCACCUAAGUACCCCAGAUCGAUCCUUCACGACGAAAAUGAAGCUGGAAUCGAAAUAUCUGUUCUUGGGGCUAGGUGGUGGAGGAGGGCGGCUAUGAACGACGACAUAGGAGAUGGCGUCCCGAGGUUGCCACCCCUGCCGGGAAACAGCAUAGAGGUGGGUUCAACAUCGACAAAUCGGAGAGCGGGGGAUUGGGACUGGGGACGGAAGGACAACACAGAGGAUGAUGGCGAAAAUGGGACGCCUCUUGUGGCCAAGAAGACGGAUAAGAGAGGUGCGGUUAUCGUGAAUGCCAGCGAGUCGAGCAAGAAGGUGAAGAGCCAAGUGCAAAGCAUGGCCCUCAAAUUCUACUUGCUUUUCCCAAGGAUUGAGAAAGCGUACGGUGAAAAAUUUUGGAUCGAUGCUCGAUCGAGGGAUAUGAAAAUUUCAGCUGUCUGCCUUAGAAGAAUCAAAAUUCCGGCAACAGGAUCGAGGGUCUGAUGAACGAUGAUGACGAUGGUUAUUCACCUUCUACUUGCGUUUCAUCCAACUCCUCUCGCACUUCCCAGUUUGGCCCUGCAUCCUAAACAAAGAUUUUUGUCAUAAUUCCAACUAAUGAAUGAUGAGCUCGAGAGUGGUCAAGCAUAGAAUCAGCCCUUUGAUGGUUGAUAUCCAUGAAACAACUCUUUCUUGCACUUUGGAGGACCUUGAUAGAAGGAAUGGGACAAACUGGGCUUCGAACUCGUGCUUUCCAGUGCAAGAUUUGAAGAGUGAGCUACGAUACUUUCGAGGUUUAGUAAUGUGGAUGUUGAUUAUAAUAAGAAUGGAGGAGAUGAUCAUGGAACUAUGAAGCUGGUCGAGAGAGAUAAAGCAAGCAAAACUGUUACAGACAAGAAAAAGAAGUGUCUUGUCCAUAGACACAAGCUUUUAAAAUUCCCUCAUUUUUAACACAAACGAUUUUCUCCCAGGCUCGAACGCAAUUCGGAGGAAACAGGUGUUUGCACAGCCUAUCAAAUCCCGUGACCAUCAUAUGAGAUCCAAUGCAAGGUGCAGCAAAGCCUAAAGGACCACUGGAGGCUCUCCGGCCAAAGCUACAGAGGUGAAAGUUCUAUCUGAUGUACCAAGUUUUGGUGUGUGAAUAUGCUGUUGGGCAAAAUUGUGAUCAUUUCUCAGCAGGAAACAUGUUCCGGAAAGUCGACACUAGAUUUACUGGAAAAUGACGGAAAGUUACCUGAGACGAGGAGAAAAAGAUUUGAGGAAUGUGGGUCAAAAUUUCAAAUCAUUCGGAUAAGCGUGCAAGAAGUUAGAGCUAAUCGAGCCUCGAAAAUCAAGUAGAAGCCUAAUUCUGCGCCCGUGAAUCCAUUUUCGCGAGCUGUUCAGAACUCGCGAGCUACUCUAGCCCGCGAGUUUUCCAUUCCGCGCCCGCGAAAAGACCCUAGCCCGCGAGUUCGGCAUGUGCAUGGUCAGAGAACAAACUUCGAGCCUGCGAAAACGUUGCCCUAUCCCGCAAAUCACUGCUAAGCCGUGAGUUUCCUUUGCUUCCAGCGAAAACUACCCGCAAAAAUCAAGUGCUAACUCGCGAGUUCGACCUAACCUGUGAGUUUGAUUCAUUUAAUGUGUGUGUUUUUAGUGUGUGUUUGUGUGGUAUGUAUAAAUAAACCUUUGUGUGUGUAUUUUGGGACCAUUCCCUCAUUUCCCAACUUUAGAGUUGGGAAAAACCCUCUCUUCUCCUUCUUCUCUCUAUAUUUUUGUGCUUUGGUGUGGAGAUACAAGGCUUGACAUUUUCCGGCGACUUUUCUGGUAACUUUUCCGGUUAUCUUAUUUUUAUCUAAAAUUCGUUCUCUACGCAUUAUUUUCGUCCAAUCUUGCAAUAGGAAAAUAGUUACCUUGAUUAGGGCUUAUUAUUUCGAGUUGUGAUUUGGUUGGAAUGAUGUGUUUAUGUUCGAUUUUGGGCUUUGCUUUAUUUCCCUUGCUUGUUUGUGUGUGUUAGGGUUCGAUACGUGCUUAUCUAGUAUAGAGGUCCCGACUUGCUUAAAGCGGGAUGAUCUAGAGUAGAAGGCUCGUGUUAGAAUACCUAGAAUCACUAAGCUAGCAUGUUUUCUUUUUGUUAUUUUUAUUUUCGUCAAGCUAUAUAGACUCCGUGCAACCAAUGUUCGAUAUUUCUUUCGAUUCUUGCAUUGUUACCAUUGGCUUUUAGGUUAUUAGUUUAAAUUCACCCAAAAUCAAUCCCAAUCAAGCGAGUAGAAUGUGUAGGACUCUAUUUCCGGUUGUGUGGCUUUGAGGACUAGAUAGUGAACGAAGCUCCGAAGAGCCUUCCUUUGAGAACGACCCGAGUCGGGUAACUCUGUUACCACAUGCCCAAAAAUACUACAAACAUAAGGUACACAAAUAAUUAACAUGAAUUUGGAUUUCCUCGCGUCCCGAAUGUCAAUAAUAGACUCCAUAUGAAAAAAUAAAGGAACACAUCUAUUCAUGAUAUAAGAUUGUGUUAUUAAGUGUGUAAAAAUAAAGUAACCACCUUGUGCUCUGUGCCUCAAGCACCCUGCAACUCUGCAGGGAAGUUUACGCUUGAGGAGAUGCACAUUCAUAUAUAAAAAAAUCAACAUACUUGUUGCAUACCUGUACUGCAGCAGUAACCAUAAGAGUAGGCAGAGUAGAUAAGGCCACAAAUGCUAGCCGCACUGCAGAACCAGCCCAAUGAGAAAACCAACUACAACAGCUGCACUAUCUUGUAACAUUGAAAGUUGGUUGCUGAAAGCAGCUCUCACAAAUGUAGCAUCAUUCACCGUGCGACAGGACAGGUUAUCUGCACUGUAGGCUAAAUGUUUGUGAAUUAGAAAACUCUCAUUCUUAGGAUCAGACGUCAAAAGUGGGGAAAUAUGAGAUUCGGGAUAUGAAGCAUUUGUUUGUAGAUGUGUGGGAUGAACAUCAAUCUUGGGUAACUCAGGUAAUCGCAUCUCGAAACUAUCCCGCCUCUUUAUUGUUGGUUCUAUAGCCGUCAAAACAUUUUCAAUCAAUUCUUCUGGGAGUAAAAGCUCAGAAUUUUGGGACUCCUAUGUAAUAUCAACAACCCGAAACAUGGGGUGGCCAGCAACAGGUAAAUGACGCAAAUUGUAAUUAUUUCAGUUGUUGCUUUUCUUAUAAACUGAGACUAAACAAUUUUUGUACUUUAUGUUCUAUCUUGUGCCGAAUAUGAAGUUGGGAAUCAAGUAAUUGGAAUUAUUAGCAGAUUGGGGGUAUUUAUGGUUCAGACAUCAAGCUUCCUAAAGUGGUCUUUACGUUAGAUGAUAUCCCAUGAUAUAAUUUUUGUCGAAUUUUUUAAUUUUUUAAUUUAUUUUUGUGCUUGCUGAAAGAUACCUACAGUUGGUCUCUACACCUACCUGACCAACUACACAAUGCUUUGCUUGUGGAUUGGAAAUGCGAUAAAGUACUUCUUCCUUGAGUUUAACCAUACCUUUUCCGCUUUUCAUCAUCGCACAAAUGUUUAAAACUAUUAUGGUCUUUUGGUUUUUCGUGUCUUUACGUGAUGUUUUGUAAUCAAAU
Messenger RNA from Striga asiatica, 3555 nucleotides. The record is from the annotation of a GenBank genome assembly. Lineage: Eukaryota; Viridiplantae; Streptophyta; Magnoliopsida; Lamiales; Orobanchaceae.